Molecule: messenger RNA, 1113 nt
Organism: Rotaria sp. Silwood2
Lineage: Eukaryota; Metazoa; Rotifera; Eurotatoria; Philodinida; Philodinidae
Source: the annotation of a GenBank genome assembly
AUGCGACUGAUUAUACUUUUCACCAUUGUUUUUAUUUCAUUGGCUGCAUCAUCACCAAUUUCAGUUGGUGAUGGUUUUUCUUUACCAACAAUAGAAAAUAUUGAAUCUCAUAUUGAUAAUUUAUGGACCAAUUUUAAAAAAGGUUAUAAUAUUGUUUACAAUACAGGUGCCGAAGAAAUUCAUCGUUUUAAAAUUUUUGCUAAUCAUGUUAAAAUGAUUGUUCAACAUAAUAUUGAACAUGACCUUGGUUUACAUACAUAUCGACUUGGAAUUAAUAAAUUUGCUACAUUGACUAAUGAAGAAUUUCGUCAAAUAUAUAAUGGAUAUCAACGUAAAAACUAUGAUCGUUCUCAAUAUUCAGAGCUUCGUCGAUCCUAUAUUCCUGCAUCACCAUUUGUCACUCUUCCAGUAUCAGUUGAUUGGCGUGAUCAAGGUAUUGUAACACCAGUUAAAGAUCAAGGUCAAUGUGGUUCAUGCUGGGCAUUUAGUACUACUGGUGCACUUGAAAGUCAUCAUGCACGAGCAACAGGUAAAUUAGUUAGUUUAAGUGAACAACAACUUGUUGAUUGCUCAACAAAUUGGGGUAAUAAUGGAUGUAAUGGUGGUUUAAUGGAUAACGCCUUUAAAUAUGUACAUGACAAUAAAGGUAUAGAUAAUGAAGACAGUUACCCUUACGUUGGCAAAGAUGAAGCAGCUUGUAAAUUUCGUCGAAAAUCUGUUGCUUCAACAUGUGAUGGCUUUGUUGAUAUUCCGCAUGCAAAUGAAACAGCAUUACAAGAAGCAUUAGCUCUUCAAGGACCUGUUUCAGUUGCUAUUGACGCUGGUCAAUCAUCGUUUCAAUUCUAUGUUUCUGGUGUUUAUUCUGAUCCAAAAUGUUCAUCCGAAGAACUUGAUCAUGGUGUUUUAGCUGUUGGUUAUGGUAUUUUAAAUGAUCCUGUAAAAGGUCAACAAGAAUAUUACAUUGUUAAAAAUAGUUGGUCAGCUGCAUGGGGAGAUAAAGGAUAUAUUAAAAUAGCUCGUAAUAAGAAAAAUAUGUGUGGUAUCAGCAGUAUGGCCAGCUAUCCACUUGUUACAGAUAAAUUCUUAGCAGAAAUUGAUUUUUUGGAAGAAUAA